AUGUCUUUGCAUCAACAAGAAAAUUCACGAUGGCACCAAGUGCAUGAUCAAUCUAAUCUUUCAAAUCAUCCAAAUCAUCAUCAUCACGUAGUAAUUGUAAAAUUAUGGGAUGGUUCAGUGAUAUUGGAUCAGAAGCAUCUUCUCCGAGAUGAUUUUCUUUAUCAACAAUUGAAACACAACAUGGAACAGGCUCGGAAUGAACGUUUACGGAUCUUGAAUGAAAAAUUAAUGUUAUUACAAAUUGGAAAGUAUAAUCGUAAAUUGUUGAAAGAAGCGUGUGAGGAAAAUAAAAAAGAUCGAGAAAUUGUGUUGCGAAUGGUGGAAUCCGAUGGUUUGGCACUUAAAUAUGCAAAUGAUGUUUUAAGAAAUUGCGAUGAAGAAAUUGUCAUGACAUCAGUGAAACAAAAUGGACAAGCGUUGAAAUAUACGUUGUUAUGGACGGAUGAGAUCAUUCAAGCUGCACUCCAUCAAGAUGGUAAUGUCUUGCAACAUUUAGAAAUGGACAAAUAUGAGAUUCAUGAUGAAGAUAUCAAAGUGGCUGUUAAGAAUGAUGGAUCUUGUCUGCAACAUUUGUAUGAAUGUCCUCUUGACUUGGAUACUAUUGAAACGGCCUCUAAAACUGCUCCCGAAAUAUUUGAAUUAAUACCAAUGCCAGACUGA
Messenger RNA from Naegleria fowleri, 660 nucleotides. RefSeq lists its product as uncharacterized. The transcript has a single exon. Lineage: Eukaryota; Heterolobosea; Eutetramitea; Acrasida; Naegleriidae. The record is from RefSeq and is a predicted model, not a curated record. The coding region runs from base 1 to 660 and encodes 219 amino acids.